GUUUGCAUGGGCACCACGAGAAACAGACGAAAUGGCACUUUGGAAGGUUCAAAAGUUCUUUACUCCAGUAUAUCUCGCAGCACAGAUGUGUCCUACAAUGACAGUGAUUUGGUCACCUUCAUCCAAGAACAUUUUAAGAAGAGAGAAUGUGUCUUCUUCACAAGAGAUGCCAAGUCAAUGGACAACUUGUGUAAGUGUGGGUAUUCCAAAAGCCAACAUAUAGAGGGGACGCAGGUAAAUAACACUGAGAAAUGGAGUUAUAGGAAACACACAAAGGAACUUCCCACUGAUGCUUUUGGUGACAUUCAGUUUGAAAAUCUUGGGAAAAGAGGGAAGUACAUCCGGUUAUCCUACGACACAGACUCUGAAAUGCUCUAUGAUCUGAUGACUCAACACUGGCAUCUGAAAAAUCCCAACCUUGUCAUCUCAGUCACAGGGGGAGCAAAAAACUUUGCCCUAAAGCCACGGAUGCGCAAGAUAUUCAGCAGGCUGAUCUACAUUGCCCAGUCCAAAGGGGCCUGGAUUUUCACAGGAGGCACUCACUAUGGACUGAUGAAAUACAUUGGAGAGGUGGUGAGAGACAACACCAUCAGUAGGAGCUCAGAGGAGAAUGUGGUGGCUAUCGGCAUAGCAGCCUGGGGCAUGAUUUCCAACCGGGAUAGUUUGAUCAGAAGUAGUGAUACUGAGGGGUACUAUUCAGCCCACUACAUAAUGGAUGACCUUAAGAGAGACCCAUUGUAUUGCCUGGACAAUAACCACACUCACCUAUUGCUGGUCGAUAAUGGCACCCAUGGACAUCCAGCAAUAGAGGCUAAGCUGCGGACACAGUUAGAAAAAUACAUUUCGGAACGUGUUAUCCCAGAUUCUAAUUAUGGUGGGAAGAUUCCAAUUGUGUGUUUCACCCAAGGAGGAGGGAAAGAAACUUUGAAGGCUAUCAAUGUUGCCAUCAAGAGUAAAAUUCCCUGCAUAGCAGUGGAGGGCUCAGGCCAGAUUGCUGAUGUAAUAGCGAGCUUAGUGGAGGCAGAAGGCACUUUAGCUUCUUCAUCUGUCAAGGAGAGGCUGCUCCGAUACCUGCCUCACACUGUUUCGAGACUCACGGAAGAAGAGACUGAAAGCUGGAUCAGAUGGAUCAAAGAAAUCCUGGAAAACCCUCAUCUGCUAACUGUUAUUAAAAUAGAAGAAGCUGGAGAUGAAAUCGUGAGCAAUGCCAUUUCGUUUGCUCUGUAUAAAGCUUUCAGUACCAAUGAACAGGACAAAGAUAACUGGAAUGGGCAGCUGAAGCUGCUGCUGGAGUGGAACCAAUUGGACCUGGCCAGCGAUGAGAUCUUCACCAAUGACCGACGCUGGGAGUCUGCAGACCUUCAGGAUGUCAUGUUUAUAGCUCUUAUCAAGGACCGGCCCAAAUUUGUUCGCCUCUUUCUGGAGAAUGGCUUAAACCUGAAGAAGUUUCUCAGCAAGGAGGUCCUUACCGAGCUCUUUUCCAACAACUUUAGCAGCCUGGUGUUUAAGAACCUGCAGAUUGCUAAGAACUCCUACAAUGAUGCACUCCUCACAUUUGUGUGGAAGAUGGUUGAGGACUUCCGAAGAGGCAUCAAAAAAGAGGAUAAGAAUGGCAAGGAUGAGACAGAAAUACGGCUGUUGGAUGAAUCUUCUAUUACAAGGCAUCCCUUGCAAGCUCUCUUUAUCUGGUCGGUUCUUCAGAACAAGAAGGAGUUAUCCAAAGUCAUUUGGGAACAGACCAGAGGCUGCACUUUGGCAGCACUUGGGGCCAGUAAACUACUAAAAAGCCUGGCAAAAGUGAAAAAUGACAUUAAUGCUGCUGGGGAGUCUGAGGAGCUGGCAAAUGAAUACGAGACGAGAGCAGUAGAGCUGUUCUCUGAGUGCUAUAGCAGUGACGAAGAGCUGGCUGAACAGCUGCUGACCUAUUCCUGUGAAGCCUGGGGUGGGAGCAAUUGUCUGGAACUUGCUGUGGAAGCUAAAGAUCAGCAGUUCAUUGCACAGCCGGGAGUGCAGAAUUUCCUUUCCAAACAGUGGUAUGGAGAGAUCUCGAGGGACACUAAGAACUGGAAGAUUAUAUUGUGUCUGUUCCUUUUUCCUUUAAUUGGCUGUGGUUUCAUCUCCUUCAGGAAAAAGCCUGUGGAGAGGAGCAAGAAGCUCUUGUAUUAUGCCUCAUUCUUCACCUCCCCAUUUGUGGUCUUCUCCUGGAAUGUCAUCUUCUACAUUGUUUUCCUGCUGCUGUUCGCCUACGUGCUGCUCAUGGAUUUCCAGAAAGAACCCACCAUGCUGGAGCUCAUCCUCUAUGUUCUGGUCUUCAUCCUGCUUUGUGAUGAAGUGAGACAAUGGUACAUGAAUGGGAAUAAAUAUUUCUCAGAUCUGUGGAACAUCAUGGAUACGCUUGGAAUCUUUUACUUCAUAACAGGGAUUAUAUUCAGGCUCCGCUCCUCCAAUGAAAGCUCCUGGUACUCUGGGCGAGUCAUUUUUUGCCUGGACUACAUCAUUUUUACUCUAAGGCUGAUCCACAUUUUCACAGUUAGCAGGAAUCUAGGACCAAAAAUUAUUAUGCUUCAGAGGAUGAUGAUUGAUGUCUUCUUCUUCUUGUUCCUCUUCGGUGUGUGGAUGGUGGCCUUUGGUGUGGCCAGGCAGGGCAUCCUGAGGAAGAAUGAGUACCGCUGGGAAUGGAUCUUCCGAUCGGUUAUCUAUGAGCCUUACCUGGCCAUGUUUGGCCAGUACCCUGAUGACAUUGAUGGUACCACAUACAAUUUUGAUCGCUGCACCUUCUCUGGGAAUGAGUCUAAACCUUUGUGUGUAGAACUGGAUGCUAACAACCAUCCCCGCUUCCCGGAGUGGAUCACCAUUCCCCUGGUGUGCAUCUACAUGCUCUCCACCAAUAUCCUCCUGGUUAACCUGCUGGUUGCCAUGUUCGGUUACACGGUUGGAUCAGUACAAGAAAACAAUGACCAGGUGUGGAAGUUCCAGCGCUAUUUCUUGGUUCAGGAGUAUGGCAGCCGUUUGACUAUUCCAUUUCCUUUCGUCAUCUUUGCCUACAUCUACAUGGUGAUGAAGAAAUGCUUUAAAUGCUGCUGUAAAAAAGAAUGCAAAGAGCCAUCCAUCUGUUGUUCAAAAUAUGAAGACAAUGAAACGCUCGCAUGGGAAGCUGUCAUGAAAGAAAAUUACCUUGUCAAAAUCAAUUCCAAAACAAACGACUCAUCAGAGGAGAUGGCACAUCGAUUUAGACAACUGGAUAUGAAGCUUAAUGAUCUGAAAGGCCUUCUGAAAGAGAUUGCUAACAAAAUAAAAUAAAAGCAGCUUGAAAGCAGAGGAGGCAAACCUCAGCAAUGUACUUACUUGUUCACACUAAUUUCUAGGAGAUGUCUCAAAGUGAAAUGUAUCCUGCGACAAAUUGUAGCACCUGGGAAGGAGUGAGGAGGAUGCAUGGUGCUUUUAAAAUGACAUUUCUGCUCUUCACGUCUCAGAGCUGUGGGCUCUGGUCUCUUUUAUUUCCAUGGUCAUCUUACAUGAUGAAGAUAAAAAAUUAUCCUCCUAGUUGAGCUCCAAAUUCUAAAAGUUGAUCUGUUGCUUUUCUUCUCAGUCCUUAGUUAUUGUCUGUAAGCAGGUAGCUCUCAUCAGCUGCUCAGAGAUCACUUUCCUAACUCUAAGAAUUCUGCUGCCAAACCACUCUGGUGUGAGGCUCGUGAACGGAUCUUCACCCAGGCAUCAACUAGACACUCAAGUGCACCUCCUCAGAGGUGUUUAGGCUCCUAGCUCAAAGAAAGUUAGGAGCCUAAAUACUUUUGAGCAUUUGGAUCUCAUUGUUUCUUUUAAUGACCCCCAAUGAUCUCCUCCCCUGCCUCCCUUACUACUCACAUAGUGUAUUUCCAAACCGUGACUAAAUUUUUACACACUGGUGUAUGAAGAUAAAAGGCCUCCUGUCUUCCCUAAUAGGAAAUAUUGCACUCAGCAUCCAAAACUAACUUGCCACCUGGAUUCCUGGUGAACAAUAAAGACUUCUUCAGAUUAGGCUGAGAUACUAUUUUGUAGCCCAGACUGUGAGUGCCCACACCACAGUGCUGAAGUCAUGCAGUUCAUAAAUAAGUCUAAUAGGAUCACUACUUGCUGCCUCAGUGAUGUUUUGCAAGGCCCUGAUAUUGCAUUUGGUUUCACUUGUUCAAGUUUCUGUAUGGCCUGUUCGUGUUCUGAUUCAUUAACAAUCAAGAGGUGGUAUGUGAUUCACUGCUCAUUUGAUGCAACAGCAGGGCUAGCUCCUGGUAUCACAGUAGUUUAGAAAGCAAGUGUCUCCAACUGAGUGUUCUUUCCUGGAGGGGAAAGGGGCUUCUAAAUGCAAUGCUGCCUGUAGCAAAAUCAGCUGGAUGUCAGCUUGGCUCAACCAGAAUGGCUCUGCCUUUGCGUUACAUGCUGAAAGUCUUCUGGAGAGCCAAGUCCUAACAAGCUAUUAAUUCAAAUGACUGCUGUGUUGUCUCUGCAUAAGAAAACAACUGAAUAUAUUUUCCAUGGGAAGCAUUAUUAAUUGCCUGUUACAGUAAAACUCUUUCAGCAUCUUGCUGUUCACAUUUUUGCUAUUUGAUCUGCUAUCCGAACUUACCAAAUGCACUGAAACAGGUCAAGUUCAGUGUUGAUUACAACAUGAAUACCAAAGGUGAUAUCUGUUCAGCAGUGCAACAUAAGAUUUCAGUAGUCAGACAUUGGAAAGGCUUGUCAGGAUGUACUCAGACUCCCACUGACUUCAAUGGAAGUUGGAUUGGGUCCUAAAUGACUUAGAUAAAUCUACUUUAUAUAAAUGGAUUUUCAUUUGUCACUUGUGUCUGCCUUUACUGUGGAUAAUGUGUCUUCCUUCCAUUUUUAUUGUCUGCCAUGCCAUACUCUAUGGUACCUGUAACAGUGUUGUUCCCCUGCGUAUUGUGCUGGAUGUAGCUAUGAGUAGUGUAACAAAGAAUCAAAUGUAC
This is a messenger RNA of Dermochelys coriacea (leatherback sea turtle), 4961 nucleotides long. RefSeq names its product transient receptor potential cation channel subfamily M member 8 (gene TRPM8). NCBI's taxonomy places the organism in Eukaryota, Metazoa, Chordata, Testudines, Dermochelyidae. The transcript has 25 exons. Gene Ontology annotation, biological process: calcium ion transmembrane transport. Gene Ontology annotation, cellular component: membrane. The record is from RefSeq and is a predicted model, not a curated record. Gene Ontology annotation, molecular function: ligand-gated calcium channel activity. Bases 7 to 3300 code for a protein of 1097 amino acids.